Molecule: messenger RNA, 360 nt
Organism: Gloeophyllum trabeum ATCC 11539
Lineage: Eukaryota; Fungi; Basidiomycota; Agaricomycetes; Gloeophyllales; Gloeophyllaceae
Exons: 1
Coding region: 1-360 (119 amino acids)
Source: RefSeq, a predicted model, not a curated record
AUGCAGAAAUAUACGAAGAAUAUGAUUGCCAGCGCUCUGGAAGGUAACGGGUGGCAGAAGCUGGCUAACCCCAGUGUCGCUCGGGGAAAGACAGCUUUCCCUAAGAAAGCGGCUGACGUGCAACGUCUCGGCGUCCGCUUCGACUACGACGGCGAAGUGACUAGGGAUGAUGUCGAUUAUCAUAAGUUUCAGAUGCAGCCGAAUGCUGGGGACGGUAUCCCCUCCAUCAUUAAAAGGUGGAGGGAGGCCAAUGGCGGCACCCACGCGGUGAUGGCAGUCGUGUACGUCAAGAAGGACGCUACAAAGGAGGAGGUCAAAGAGGCUCUGGAGCAGGCUGUGAAGCAGGUUGAGGGAGUUUGA